UCUCCCUCUAAUUCUUUUGCAUCAACCAGUGCGAUGCUAGGCUUUUACAGAUCAUCAACGCUUCGUCUUGCUUUAUACUAUUAAACAAUGAUGACAUAUUAUUUAUAUAUUUAUGUAUUAUUACUAAAGAUUAUUUCAGGCUCGUACACUUUUACAAUAAGAGGAAGAGAUUCCAUUAUUUUGAAGAAGAGCAUCUGAAGGAAAAGAGCUGCGGCGGUCGAUCUCUGCUUGAUCUUUCAGCCGUCGAAACCGAGAAUUGGAGCAAUGGAGAACCUGGAAUGCAAAGGGAGUGUCUUUAGAAUUCGAAAUUGUGCUUUUGAUCUCCUAUCUUUGGGUGAAGAUCUGAUUGAUGUUGAUGAUGAUGAUUCCUGGUGGGAAUUUAUUGGAAGGGAUCUGCGCCUCAAAUCCACUUUCCUGUAUUGUGAUAUCUAUCAUGUUAUCUCAUAUUAUCGUGAUGAACAGAAGAGGAAUCUGACUGACCUUGCCAACAGAUUGUUCCAUUACAUGGAAGAGCUUGACAAUGCGCUGAAGAGCCGGAGCAUACCUUUGGCACAGAUCUGUUUCAGUGAUGCAGCUCUUGUACUCAAGGAAGUUGUGGCUUCACUAAUUCCUGGUUUUUAGGUUUAUGUAAAUAUAUCAAAAGGGAGGUAAUUGAAGCUCCAAAAACUCAUAACUGUAUACUUGGAAAGGAUUCUUACCUGAAAAUUUAUUCAAAAGAGAUCUUGCCAUGCUCUUCUAAUGUAUGGGGAAUAUAUAUUGAUGUAAAUAGGAAGCUUCCAACAUUUAAGAAUCAAGAGAGAAUUAAUUAA
Molecule: messenger RNA, 809 nt
Organism: Dendrobium catenatum
Lineage: Eukaryota; Viridiplantae; Streptophyta; Magnoliopsida; Asparagales; Orchidaceae
Product: photosynthetic NDH subunit of lumenal location 3, chloroplastic
Exons: 3
Coding region: 265-621 (118 amino acids)
Biological process (GO): photosynthetic electron transport chain; photosynthesis
Cellular component (GO): photosystem II oxygen evolving complex; photosystem II; chloroplast
Molecular function (GO): calcium ion binding
Source: RefSeq, a predicted model, not a curated record